AUGUUCCGUCCACUUCUAACGAUUCUGGCGGUUCUCGCGCUCACUGCCCACACAUCUCCUGGAGUCUUCCGAUAUUCUCAUCUUCGUGAUGGCGUUUGUGAUACGUUUAGUGCACAAUACAAGUGUCCAGCAGUUGUCAAAGGGGCUAUCCCAUUACUGAAGAAUCCUGAAACUCUCCCGAGCGCAUGCUACAACGUGAGGGCUAUUUGCAUCCUUGAAGAGCUGUCUUGUCCUGAAAUAUCUGCCGAAGAUUCGAAAAAAGUUGCCGAAGCAUGUUUUAUUGAAUCAGGUGGUGGCACAACAUCUCGACCAUCACCAACAGAAGAGCCAGAAUAUACGACUGCCUCACCACCAACUGGAACUACUGAAGACAAUUCUAUUCAUACCACUGGAACCCCUCCAACUCCAACUUCAGAAACUGAAGAGCCGGUACACAUAACACUUCCUGACCCAGGAAUCCCUGACUCCGAUCAUACAACUGCCUCUCCACCAACUGGAACUACUGAUGACAAUUCUAUUCAUACCACUGGAACCCCUCCAACUCCAACUCCAGAAACUGAAGAGCCGGUACACACAACACUUCCUGACCCAGGAAUCCCUGACUCCGAUCAUACAACUGCCUCUCCACCAACUGGAACUACUGAUGACAAUUCUAUUCAUACCACUGGAACCCCACCAACUCCAACUCCAGAACCUGAAGAGCAGCCACAUACAAUACUUCCUGACCCAGGAAUCCCUGCGUGUACAUCUCCGCCUCCAACGACAACAACACGUGAUCCGAAUGCGCCACCACCAACUCAAGAGGGAUACGUUUGUGGUGGACCCAUUGAUGUUACGAAUAUGCCUAACUAA
This is a messenger RNA of Caenorhabditis remanei, 852 nucleotides long. RefSeq lists its product as uncharacterized. Bases 1 to 852 code for a protein of 283 amino acids. Lineage: Eukaryota; Metazoa; Nematoda; Chromadorea; Rhabditida; Rhabditidae. The transcript has a single exon. The record is from RefSeq and is a predicted model, not a curated record.